Oncorhynchus masou masou (cherry salmon) is the source of this 738-nucleotide messenger RNA. Its product is annotated as skin secretory protein xP2-like. NCBI's taxonomy places the organism in Eukaryota, Metazoa, Chordata, Actinopteri, Salmoniformes, Salmonidae. The coding region runs from base 1 to 738 and encodes 245 amino acids. The record is from RefSeq and is a predicted model, not a curated record. The transcript has a single exon.
AUGGGGUACCGAGCAAGGCCCCGGCCGCAGCAAGGCCCCAGCUCCAGCAAGGCCCCAGAACCCAGCAAGGCCCCAGAACCCAGCAAGGCCCCAGCCCCAGCAAGGCUCCAGCCCCAGCAAGGCCCCGCCACAGCAAGGCUCCAGAACCCAGCAAGGCCCCGGCCCCAACAAGGCCCCAGCCCCAGCAAGGCCCCAGCCCCAGCAAGGCCCCAGCCCCAGCAAGGCCCCAGCCCCAGCAAGGCUACAGCAAGGCCCCAGAACCCAGCAAGGCCCCAGCAAGGCUCCAGCCCCAGCCCCAGCAAGGCUCCAGCCCCAGCAAGGCCCCAGCCCCAGCCCCAGCAAGGCUACAGCAAGGCCCCAGAACCCAGCAAGGCCCCAGCCCCAGCAAGGCCCCAGCAAGGGUCCAGCCCCAGCAAGGCCCCGCUCCAGCAAGGCCCCAGAACCCAGCAAGGCCCCAGCCCCAGCAAGGCUCCAGCCCCAGCAAGGCCCCGCUCCAGCAAGGCCCCAGAACCCAGCAAGGCCCCAGCCCCAGCAAGGCCCCGCUCCAGCAAGGCCCCAGAACCCAGCAAGGCCCCAGCCCCAGCAAGGCCCCAGCAAGGCUCCAGCCCCAGCAAGGCCCCGCUCCAGCAAGGCCCCAGAACCCAGCAAGGCCCCGCCUCAGCAAGGCCCCGCCCCAGCAAGGCCCCGCCCCAGCACAUCCAUGCCCAUGACCAUAUCAAGCAAGGACAUGCAAAUUGA